AUAAAAGCCUCUAUCCCUCUUCACUUUGGGGUCCUCAGAAAAUGUCUCGUCACCCACUCGGAGCUGCUCUCCCGGCGCAAACCGGACUCCUCAUUCCGAUCAAAAACGCCGCCGUUCUGAACCUCAAAACCGCCCCCACCUCUCCUCUACUCUCUCUCACCCAAACCCGUAAACCCUGCCCUGCAAUAAGGGCAGUCUCAAUCGAUGAAAUUCCCCCAAAUGCCCUCCGCCGGAAGCGCGACUCCAACUGGAGAGGAGGCUUCAGCGUAGGGGUAGACUUGGGAUUGUCCCGCACCGGCCUCGCCCUCAGUAAAGGCUUCUCCGUCCGUCCCCUCACCGUGUUGAAUUUGAGAGGGCAGAAGCUUGAGGUUAAAAUCCUUGAGAUUGCAAAGCAAGAGGAGGCUGAUGAGUUUAUAAUCGGGCUUCCGAAAUCGAGUGAUGGGAAAGAGACACCUCAGUCUAACAAAGUUCGUAGUGUCGCCGGGAGACUUGCUGCUACUGCUGCUGAGAGGGGUUGGAGAGUAUACCUGCAGGAUGAAAAUGGGACAUCCAUCGAAGCCAUGGAUCGAAUGAUUAACAUGGGCCUCAGCAGGUCUGAUCGUCAAAGCAAAAUUGAUGCCUACGCUGCCAUGAUGGUGCUGGAGCGAUAUUUUUCCAUGUCAGGUGAAGGAACUGAGCUUGUACUGCCCAAGAAUUUGGAUCUGCAAGACAGACUUCGAAGAGGUCCACCCAAAGACGUUGAUUACUUCUCUGAAGACGAUGAGGAUUGACUAUUCACUGUAACUGUAAAACGCCGAGUCUUUUUAAUGUCUUUGGUGUAUUCAGUCAAAAGGAGCAUAUACAAGAGAGAAGUGGCAAUCAUUUUGCAAACCAGGUUGCAAAGAGUCUUUUGUUUAUUAAUUGACGCUCAGUCCACCAUGUGAGUUCCAAAGAAGCAAUCACUUGGAUGCGCCGCAGUUGCAAGAAAUCAGUAGCAGUGAUCAAUUGAGCAGUAUGCAAAUAAUACUCUCUCUUUUGGUCUGAAUGAUUCAUUGAUUAAGCCUGAAAGCUUAGCAGUAUGCAAAUAUGGAAACCUGGUUGUAAAUAUUGCAUUAUGCAUGUAGUAAUUGUCUAAUUGAUGUUCAUUUUUCUUGUCUCA
Messenger RNA from Rosa rugosa (rugosa rose), 1138 nucleotides. RefSeq lists its product as uncharacterized. The coding region runs from base 42 to 770 and encodes 242 amino acids. The transcript has 6 exons. Gene Ontology annotation, biological process: rRNA 5'-end processing. Lineage: Eukaryota; Viridiplantae; Streptophyta; Magnoliopsida; Rosales; Rosaceae. The record is from RefSeq and is a predicted model, not a curated record.